Molecule: messenger RNA, 1402 nt
Organism: Drosophila willistoni
Lineage: Eukaryota; Metazoa; Arthropoda; Insecta; Diptera; Drosophilidae
Gene: Sas10
Product: something about silencing protein 10
Exons: 1
Coding region: 77-1357 (426 amino acids)
Biological process (GO): maturation of SSU-rRNA from tricistronic rRNA transcript (SSU-rRNA, 5.8S rRNA, LSU-rRNA)
Cellular component (GO): small-subunit processome; nucleolus
Source: RefSeq, a predicted model, not a curated record
AUGAUACUUGCCCAUCACUAAUUUGUUUACCGCACGUGUUGAUAUAUUUGAUUUAAUUUAAAUUGCAAAAUUUAAAAUGGAUAGCGACGGAGAUGACUAUGAUAUCACUGGAUCCGAGCAGGAAUAUGAUGAUGAGGAGCGGGAAAUACUAGAGGAUUUGCGCAAAGACCGUAAGCAACGUAACAAACAGGAUCCCAAGCAAGAGGUUCUUGCCUUCAGUGAGGAUGAAGAAGAUGACGAUGAUGUAGGCGAUCUGAUGCGGGACAGUGACAUUGAGGGGGCCGAGGACGAUGAUGGCGACUUGCCGGACACCAUGGACUGGGGCAGUAAACGCAGCACCUACUACAAUACUGAUUUUGUGGAUCCAGACUAUAAUAGCUACAAUGUUCAGGAGGAAGAGCUGGCCAAGGCUGAGGAAGAGGAGGCCAAAAAGAUACAAUUACGCUUAGCCAAGCAGAUGAGCGAGGCUGAUUUUCAACUGGAUGAUGUGCCCGUGCCUAGCAGCAAAUACAGCAAAGACGAAGACGACGAUGAUGAGAAUAUUGAUGAUUUAGGCAUUAGAAUCACCACCGAUCUAACUGGACUAAAUGAGCGUGAGCGGCUACAACUACUUCAAAAAGAUUCACCUGAGUUUGUGGGCCUUACCCACGACUUUCAGCAGCAUAUUGUCGAAGUGCAGGAGCUAAUCACACCUGUGCUCAAUUAUGUACGCAAUCAUAAUGUUCCCAUGGUGCCGGCUCUUCAGUUUGCCAGCCUUUAUCAUAAUGUCCUCGUUACCUACUGUUCGAAUGUGUCUUUCUACCUGCUAUUAAAGGCAAAGCGUGUCAAUGUCAAAUUUCAUCCUGUAGUCAAGCGUUUGGUGCAGUUAAAGCAGCUUCGUGAGCAGCUUAAUCCACGUUACGAGGAGUAUAUACGACCCCAGUUGGAAGCCCUGCUGGAACGCAUUCAGGACGGCGAUGCUUUUACAGUGUUAAAUGUUGCCGAGCGAAAGGCAAAACUACAAAUACUGAAUAAAUAUGAAACUGAAGUGCUGCAGGAUAACCAAAAGACCGAAAAGCAUCUUACAGACGAAGACGACAACCAAGAUGAUGAUGAUGAUGAUGAAGAAGACGAGGAUAAUGCAGAGAGUGAUGCACGACGAGGUAUCACAUACCAAAUUGCUAAAAAUAAGGGCCUCACACCACAUCGCAAGCGGGAGCUACGCAAUCCUCGUGUCAAACAUCGCGGCAAAUAUCGGAAGGCUCUUGUUCGGCGUAAGGGUGCCGUUCGUGCUGUACGCAAGGAGGUGCAGCGUUACGGUGGCGAAAUCUCUGGUAUCAAAUCAACUGUUACCAAGAGUGUUAAGUUCCGAACAUAGUACUAAGGAAAUUUUAAUAAAGCAAGUUGAGUUUAUCUAUUGUAA